Molecule: messenger RNA, 1101 nt
Organism: Aspergillus mulundensis
Lineage: Eukaryota; Fungi; Ascomycota; Eurotiomycetes; Eurotiales; Aspergillaceae
Product: sugar phosphate isomerase/epimerase family protein
Exons: 1
Coding region: 1-1101 (366 amino acids)
Source: RefSeq, a predicted model, not a curated record
AUGCCCUCCAAAAUCCCCCUCUCCUACGCAACCGUCUCGCUCGGCUCCCCCAACACCAGCUCAUCAAUCCCCCUUCCCCAAAAGCUCUCAGCCCUGCACCAAGCAGGCUUCAGCGGCAUCGAACUCGGGUUCCCAGAUCUCCUAGCAUACGCCUCAUCCCUCACAAACCGAACCGUCGCACCCGACGACUACGACAGUCUACGCAUCGCAGCCGCCGAAGUAAAGAAGCUGUGCAUCGCGCACGGGCUCGAAAUCCUGAUGCUCCAGCCCUUCUCCAAUUUUGAGGGGUGGCCGCGCGGCUCAAAAGAGCGGGAAGACGCGUUUGCCAGGGCGCACGGGUGGAUUAGUAUCAUGGAGGCCGCGGGGACGGGGAUGUUGCAGGUUGGGAGUAGUGAUACGCCGGUGGAGAAGAUGGCGUCUGCGUCUUCUUCUGCGUCACAUAACGCGGACAGCGUGGCCGGGCCUCGCGCCGAUAUAGUGGCCGACCUGCGCGAACUCGCGGAUUUGCUUGGGGCGAAGGGGUUCCGUCUCGCGUACGAGAACUGGUGCUGGAGUUCGCAUGCGAAGGGGUGGAAGGACGUAUGGGAGAUUGUGAAGGCUGUUGAUAGAGACAACAUCGGGCUUUGUCUUGAUACGUUCCAGAGUGCUGGUGGGGAGUGGGGGGAUCCGACGACUGGGUCGGGACGGAUUGAAUCUGGGGGUCUUGACGAGGCGGAACUGAGCGCGAGAUUCGAAGCAAGUAUGGCGGAACUGAGCGCGACGGUGCCAGCGGACAAGAUCUUCCUCCUCCAGGUCUCGGAUGCGUAUGUUCCGCUUGAUUCAUCUGGAAAACCGAAGCCGUUGGAUGCGAAGGUGGUGGAUGGGACGGCGCCGAGGGGACGCUGGAGCCAUGAUUUCAGGCCGAUGCCGUAUGAUGGGGGGUAUUUGCCUGUUGAGGCUGUUGGGAGGGCGGUGCUGAGGACUGGGUUUCGGGGGUGGUUUAGUGUGGAGAUUUUUGAUGGGGGUGCGGAUGGGAGGGGGCGGAGGUAUGAGCUUAAGGAGUUUGCGGGGAGGGCGAGGAGGAGCACGGAGAGGUUUAUUGAGGCGUGUUUGCCUGCUUAA